Messenger RNA from Lathyrus oleraceus (garden pea), 1640 nucleotides. RefSeq names its product IAA-amino acid hydrolase ILR1-like 4. Gene Ontology annotation, cellular component: endoplasmic reticulum. Gene Ontology annotation, biological process: auxin metabolic process. The record is from RefSeq and is a predicted model, not a curated record. Gene Ontology annotation, molecular function: IAA-Ala conjugate hydrolase activity. Bases 205 to 1536 code for a protein of 443 amino acids. Lineage: Eukaryota; Viridiplantae; Streptophyta; Magnoliopsida; Fabales; Fabaceae. The transcript is spliced from 5 exons.
GAUGUUGUUUUAAUAAAUAGAUAGAAGAUAGGUGUCUCCAUAAAUGGGCGUACAAGUGGUAUUUCGCCAUUAAAAAAACUUUGAAUCGAAGACAUUCAGAUAUUUAACGCUACCAUUGAAGAACCACCCACCUACUAAUCUUAAAAAUCAAAACAACAUUUUUUGUUAUUUUUCAAUCAUCAAUCUUUAUACACCAAACAAACCAUGUCUUCUUCUUCCUUCAAACUCAACAGUUUCCAUUUUUGUAUCAUCAUAUUCAUUUUACAUGUCUUUGCUGCAACACCCAUUUUGUCUGAUAAAUUCAACAAAUUUCUAGACAGUGCCAAGAGUCCUGAGGUUUUUGAUUGGAUGGUCGGUAUCAGAAGAAAGAUUCAUGAGAAUCCUGAACUGUGUUAUGAAGAAUUUGACACAAGUGAACGGAUAAGAUCAGAAUUGGAUAAAAUGGGUAUACCUUAUAAACAUCCAGUUGCAAUCACUGGUGUCAUUGGUUUCAUAGGAACUGGAUUGCCUCCUUUUGUUGCUUUAAGAGCUGAUAUGGAUGCUCUUCCUAUGCAGGAAAUGGUGGAGUGGGAGCAUAAGAGUAAAGUAGCUGGAAAAAUGCAUGCUUGUGGUCAUGAUGCUCAUGUUACAAUGCUACUUGGUGCUGCAAAGAUUCUCAAACACCAUGAAAAAGACAUACAAGGAACUAUUGUUCUUGUUUUCCAACCAGCAGAGGAAGGAGGUGGAGGGGCUAAGAAAAUCUUAGAUGCUGGUGCAUUAGAAAAUGUUACAGCUAUCUUUGGAUUGCAUAUUGCUCCUGAAUUACCAAUAGGUGAAGUGGCCUCUAGGUCUGGUCCAAUAAUGGCGGGAAGUGGCCGCUUUGAAGCAAAAAUAAGUGGAAAAGGAGGUCAUGCUGCUAUUCCUCAACAGGCUAUAGACCCAAUAUUGGCAGCUUCCAAUGUGAUUAUUAGCUUACAACACCUUGUUUCUCGCGAGGCUGAUCCUCUCGACUCCCAGGUUGUGACGAUUGCAAAGUUCCAAGGAGGUAGUGCUUUCAAUGUUAUUCCAGAUUAUGUCACAAUUGGUGGCACCUUCCGAGCCUUUUCUAAACAAAGCUUCAACCAACUGAGACAGCGGAUUGAGGAGGUUAUCGUUGGGCAAGCUGCCGUGCAUAGGUGCAAUGCAACUAUAGAUUUCCUUGAUGAAGUGAAACCUAGCUAUCCUCCAACCGUAAACAAUGGUGACUUGCAUGAGCAUUUUGUGAAUGUUGCAGUGAAUAUGCUUGGUAUCAAUAAAGUUAAUAGUGCUGUGACACCAUCCAUGGCAGCUGAAGAUUUUUCUUUCUAUCAAGAGGUCAUGCCUGGUUACUGGUUCUGGCUUGGUGUGAAGAAUGCUUCUCAUAAACGGUUGGAGUCAUUACAUUCACCUUAUCUCGAAAUCAAUGAAGAUGGACUCCCAUAUGGAGCUGCGCUUCAUGCAUCAUUAGCUUCUAGUUAUCUUCUAAAACAUCAGCAGGAUGUACUUGGUAUUGAGAGAAAAUAUCAUGAUGAAUUGUAAAUGUCAAUAAACACCUUAGAUUUCUCUCUUUUUUUGGAAUUGUUUUCUUCUUCUCUCUAGUUAAAUAGUUUCAAAUAAAAUUUGUCCAUCAAACUUGAUGCUCA